AAAUCUCCCCCAACCGGAAUUAGCAGGAAUUGUCACAUUUUCCAAAUUCAUGGAAAUGUAUAUUGAAUGCAUCUCUUUCUAUUUUUUUCAUUAGAAUAGCCUUAUACUCUGCAAUGAAGGACGUAUAAUCUUCGGAAGAGUUUUGCCAUAACCUUGCUUUUAUUCUUGCAUCCGUUUGAUAAAUUAAAACAGUUGAGCUAGGGAUCAUACCAACUUUGAAACGUUGGUAAUCUAGAUAAACUGUAUAGGCAUAUUUACAUAUGCUUCCAUCUUUUAGGAUCUAACCUACAGACUUGAUUCUGUAACAGCUAAUAAAUUAACAUUUACUUUUGUUUUUAACAGAUACAUUAUUGGAAUUGAUGUCAUCAAAUUCGAGAGCUGAAGCGCUAACUUGGACAUACUGAUCUUUGCCAGAGCCAAUCAUAUGCGCCGCCUUCAGUGGGCGGAGAGCACUCAUAAAUACAAGUUGCAGGCAAAGUUUCUCCCUAAACAAGACAUUAAUUUGUUUAAUCUUGUUGCAAAACCGGAAAACAAACACUGACAACAUGGUUGACUGGACAGACGCAGAGAAGAGCACCAUCAGUGCUGUCUGGGGCAAAGUAGAUAUCAAUGAGGUCGGACCACUGGCUCUAGGAAGAGUCCUGAUCGUCUACCCCUGGACUCAGCGUUAUUUCGGCUCUUUCGGAGAUGUGUCCACUCCCGCAGCAAUCAUGGGCAACCCCAAAGUUGCUGCUCACGGCAAGAUCGUGUGUGGGGCUCUGGAUAAAGCUGUGAAGAACAUGGGCAACAUCUUGGCCACAUACAAGUCACUGAGCGAGACCCACGCUAACAAACUCUUCGUCGACCCUGACAAUUUCAGGGUGUUGGCUGACGUCCUCACAAUUGUCAUUGCCGCCAAGUUCGGAGCCUCUUUCACUCCUGAAAUCCAGGCAACCUGGCAGAAGUUCAUGAAAGUGGUUGUCGCAGCCAUGGGCAGUCGGUACUUCUAAAUGCACCCCAGACAAGUGAUUAAGUUCUGACAUCCGUGCCUGAGUGAAAAUAAAGACAUCGAAACAAAC
Molecule: messenger RNA, 1058 nt
Organism: Oncorhynchus kisutch (coho salmon)
Lineage: Eukaryota; Metazoa; Chordata; Actinopteri; Salmoniformes; Salmonidae
Product: hemoglobin subunit beta-1
Exons: 3
Coding region: 546-989 (147 amino acids)
Biological process (GO): hydrogen peroxide catabolic process; oxygen transport
Cellular component (GO): blood microparticle; hemoglobin complex; haptoglobin-hemoglobin complex
Molecular function (GO): oxygen binding; oxygen carrier activity; peroxidase activity
Source: RefSeq, a predicted model, not a curated record